Hordeum vulgare subsp. vulgare (domesticated barley) is the source of this 619-nucleotide messenger RNA. Its product is annotated as low temperature-induced protein lt101.2-like. Gene Ontology annotation, cellular component: membrane. Lineage: Eukaryota; Viridiplantae; Streptophyta; Magnoliopsida; Poales; Poaceae. Bases 133 to 297 code for a protein of 54 amino acids. The transcript has 2 exons. The record is from RefSeq and is a predicted model, not a curated record.
UCAUCUCUAGCCGCUGUAGCCGCACCUCACUCUCCCCGGCUGACCACACCACCGAAGAACCUUUUUCAGAGAACAUAUCACCGGAGAAGAAGCAGGCUCUGCGACUGCGAGCCAGACAGGAAUUUGACUGCGAUGGGUUCGGAGACUUUUGUGGAGAUCCUGCUGGCCAUCCUGCUGCCGCCGGUCGGCGUCUUCCUCCGCUACGGCAUCGGCAUGGAGUUCUGGAUCUGCCUGCUGCUCACCUUGCUGGGCUACAUCCCCGGCAUCAUCUACGCCAUCUUCGUCCUCGUCGCUUAAAUAGUUUCAGUUUCAGCAAUUAAGCAGUACGGACUAGUGUGCGGAGAUGGAUCGUUACCAGGCAGCAUCUCUGUUCCAGUUGCUCUAGCGGUUCAUGGACGAGCUGGCUGGCGCAUCAGUGCAAGCAGGAUCUUUGCUCCAUGACUGACCACCCUGCAUGUCGGUCCAGUUACUAGGCCGGCUACCACUGUUGUGUUGAGUGCUAUAUUGCCGUUCUGUGCGUACCACUUUUUUUUUUUGUGUCUGUGUGUUGUGCUCUACGUGUAUCAUCUUCAGUGCUGCGAUUUUCAUGCAUGCCAGAUUCAGGCCUUUUUAGCGUGUA